This is a messenger RNA of Epinephelus moara (kelp grouper), 4252 nucleotides long. Its product is annotated as pro-neuregulin-3, membrane-bound isoform. Gene Ontology annotation, molecular function: chemorepellent activity. The transcript has 9 exons. Lineage: Eukaryota; Metazoa; Chordata; Actinopteri; Perciformes; Serranidae. The record is from RefSeq and is a predicted model, not a curated record. Bases 1781 to 3937 code for a protein of 718 amino acids. Gene Ontology annotation, biological process: intracellular signal transduction; animal organ development; nervous system development.
CUCCUCCCUCCCUGUCUCUCUUUCUCUCCUCCCUUGCUCUGCCACUGUGCACACUCCGCUCUGUCUGUGCCUGCGUUUUUUUUCCCCCCUUCUCAUUCGUUCUCUGUCUCUCGGCGGCGGCAGCUCAGGGAGGCAGCUGUAUGUGCGUCUGCAUAACAAUUGCCACAGGUAAAGACAGCUGCAUCGUCGGAUGUUGCCAACCCCACAGGGGGUUAGGGAGCCUUUGCUGCUGCGGUUGCAAGUUCUCAUCCCAGCGCGGGGUGCACAUUUCUAAUCAUCUCCAAGAAAGCAUCCUGGAGGGGAAGGACGAGCAGAGGAUCCCAGCAACCCGACCAACAAAUCACAAGCUGAUUCGAAAGAGCACGGGCUUUCAGGGACUGAGGAGAAAACACCACUCAGAGAGAGAGAAGAGAGAAUCAGUGGGAUAUUUUUAAACAUUGUAGCCUCCUGUUUGUGUUUUUGCUCGUCUCUUGCUUUCUACUCUUUCUGUUUCAAUCAUUUUCAUCCACUCCCUGCCUUUCGUCCUUUUCCUCUCUCAUUUUAUCUGUCUGUGGCGGAAUGUUCCCUGCAAAUAGAUGAGAAGAGGCUUUCUGUGCGCUUGCUGCAGUAUUAACGGACAGUGUACUGAGACAGCAGGGCGCUGAGCGGACAGCUUGGGGAAAUCUGAUCCACAGCCGGCUGGAGAAGGAGCAGGAUCACGCGUCGCAGUUGCAGAUUUAUCCGCCCUGUGAUACCACUGCGCGACAACACCCCUCAUUCUUUUUUUUUUUUUUACCCUCUCCCUCUCUCAGUCCUCAUCUGAAGUGUUGCUUUUUGACUGGAUCAGGAACAUUAAUUGGAUUCUACUGCUUUUUUCAGCCUCACUGGAAUUUAGAGCACACCAUAAAGUGGGUUUGGAUCCAAAGAGUGAAAAAUAAAAAUAUCCUCAGUAAAGGAAAGGCUAGUUGAAAAAGCAACACGCGCAAAGAUAGCGGAUAAUCCAAGGAGAGUGUUCGACACAGACAUAAACGACAGAUUUCUCGCUCUCUUUCAGUAACGAAAGAGACAGAUUUUGGGAGCUGAGGGACGCUGACUCGGCUAAAGCUGUUGGAACAGGCUGCAUUGGGAAACAUCUUUCAUUUUUUUGGUCCUGCACAGGGUGGGGAGGUAACAAGACCCACCCUGCAAGUUUCACUCCCCUGAUUAGACAAUACUGUCCCGUCGUGGAUCGUGCUUGGAGGGGACAUAUUUGCAUGUUCAGUGGAAAUAGCUGUGGAUUUUUGCUGCAGUGACAUCCGAGCACUGAUGCCACAGAUUCCUCACAUGCACAGAUGUAAAGCUGUUCCUUCCCACCCAUCUCUCCCUCCCGUUCCUCUUUCUCCCUCUUAGAAGCAUCUUCUUCUUCUUCUUCUUCUUCUCCUCCCCUGGCUUACCCUACUGUGAACGUUCUUGAAGUUCACUGUGACUUCAGUUGGACAUCGGGAGUUGGGCAGGACUAAACGCGGACUAAUCGGGCGAUUAUCCGUCUACACCAGCUCUCCCAUUUCUCACUGGGUGUCUCUGAGUGUGAGUGUGUGUGCUUGUGUGUUUGUGGUUGCGUGUCUGCAUGAACCUCCUGCACCCCUCCCCUUCUCUCUAUCCUUGGAUUACAUAUUUGUGUACGUGUUAUUGAGCGUCCGAUUCCCGUGAAGUCUUUUUGUAUCCAUUUCUCCACCUUUCCCGUUGUUUCUUCUCGUUAUCCGGCAUUGUUGGGAACCUUUCUGCCAUGUGCUACCGAUGCUUAUCACAGGGUUAACCCUCAAUGAGCCAUAACGGACGGCAGGGAAGGAUGAGCGAGUGUUCUGGGGCAGCUGUUUCCGGGGCGGUGAUCCUGGAGGAACCUGAGGGUUCGGGGCCUUCAGGGGGCCGUGGCGAGGGCCAGGCCCAGGAGCAGGGUCCCCUUCGCUGUGCAGUUUGGCCUCGCCAGCAGACAUGGCUGUGUGUGGUCCCCUUACUUAUCGGUUUCAUUGGCCUUGGAUUGAGCCUGAUGCUGUUGAAAUGGAUUGUCGUUGGUACAGUGCGGGAUUAUGUGCCAACAGAUCUGGUGGAUGCUAAUCGAAUAGGCCAGGAUCCUAUCUUCCUCUCCAAGCCAAGCGGGGUUCCCAAAAGUCCUGAUACUACCACCACAACUACCCCUACAGUUGACGGUGGGAACCCCACACCUAGAACUGUAACUGUUGCGAAAGGUAGAACUCGUUCCACCGCUACCACCACGACUAUAAACCCUAGAGGUGGAGGAGCCUCGGGUAGCCAGGUAACCCCUCGGAAUCCUGUAAAUCGUAAUGGACGUGGACCUUCAGGUUUUACUACAACCACUGCAGCACCACGGACAACCUUCGUAAUUGGAGCCGCAACUUCUAGCCCCUCACCAUCCAAUCCAACUGUACUCCAUGACUCUACACAGAUGUGGACGCUGGAGCAUACUACUACUGAGACGGUCUCCACCACGCUCACCACGCGUACGCACGGCCACCGCAAAACACCAUCUCCAACUGUCCCUCCGCUGCACUCGGAGCAUUUCAAACCCUGUCAUGAGAAGGACCUGGCCUACUGCCUGAACGGCGGCGAAUGCUUUGUCAUCGAGACGCUUAGUGGGCCUCACAAGCACUGCAAGUGUCGAGAGGGCUACCAGGGAAUCCGCUGUGACCAGUUUCUGCCAAAGACAGACUCCAUCCUAUCGGACCCAAAUCACUUGGGCAUCGAGUUUAUGGAGAGCAAAGAAGUGUACAAGAGACAAGUGUUGUCAAUCACAUCCAUCGCUAUGGCGAUCAGCCUCCUGGGAACCCUGUGCAUGGCCCUCUACUGCCGCAACAAGAGGCGCAGAGAGAAGCUCCAGGCCCACCUGAAGGAGAGCCGCAGUUUGAAAAACUACACUGCUAAUGCCCAUAAUGCCCUGGAUGCCAAGAUGAGGGCCCCUAACACCAACCUGCAAAUGCAUGAGUACUGCAAACGCUCCUCCCAGUCUCGCCAGGGAAACGUUUGUGAGUCCAGCUUUGCCCACUGCAACAUCUCCACCACACCCUCCAGCAGCUCCAGAGGCACGGUGAAACACCACAGAAGUGGUUCCUUGUCUCACAGCCCCGAUCAGAGAUCCCGGGCAGCCCAUUGGUCAGCACCACGCAGGACCCCGCCCAUACCCAGGGGACGGCUAAAUCCAAUUGGAGGAUCCAAGUAUUCAGGCCCUGCCUACCAACACCUCCAGGAAGUAGAUUCAUCUGAGAGGGAGGCCGAGGCACAAAGAGGUUGCCAAAUGCAAGCGGAGAGCCAAUGUGACGACCCCAGACGAGAUGCCUUUCUACAUAUGCAAACUCCUGUUUCCAUGGAGACAUCGUCGCCUUGGAGUGGCCGCAUGGAGGUGCGUUCAGGCCCGUGCGCCCCAUCCGAGCACAACGAUCCAAACCCCACCACCCGCAGCCUGCGCAGGCCUGGACGCCGUCACAGCCACUCCCCGCCUCCUCCAUUUCGCUCCUGCUCUAUCCCCAUCAUCCCCUCCGUCCAGUGUCACCAUGACAACGAGGUGUCUUGUAUGCAAACCAGCGUCACACCGGUGACCACAGCGAUGUCAUCCACCUGUGGAGCCAUGCCCUGCAAGGAAGCAAGGAGAGAGAAGGCAGCACACGCCACUUUGUCUUCUUCUUCCUGUUCGUCCGCCAUUGGUCAGCAGCAGGAUGAGGUGGCGCUGCUGCUGGAGGAGGCGCAGGAGCAGCUCAGGGCAUUGGCGUUGGCUCACAGGAAGCAGGAAGAAGGUGGGAUCAGCAGCAGCGGAUUGACGGCCACGCUGGUGGAGGCCAGAGAAACUGUUUGCUUCCUGAACCUUAAUGGAGGAAGUGCCGGGGCGCUGAGCUGUAACGGACCCACGCAGACCCAGUUACUCAGCCCCAGCAUAUCACACAGAGACUUGGGCCAAACCAGCCAAUGAGAGGACACGAUUUAGGACAUUCACUUUCGGUUUGACAGUGUUUGACAGACUCUGGUGUUCUGCAUCUGUGGGACGCGAAUGGAAAUGCGGAAUUUAAAAAAAAAAAAAAAAAUGUAAUAUCAUGGAAAUUCUGAAAAUGUGCUGAUGAUAUGCAUACUGUAUGGAUACAAACAUACAAACACUUCUCGAGUGGCCGCCUUUACACCGACUGACAGUAUGGAAAAAGAGAAAAAAAAAUAUUUACAUGCAUUUAUUUACAAAACAAGAGAAACACUUCUACUUAGACAAAAAGAAACCAAAUAGUCUGUCAACUCC